Molecule: messenger RNA, 636 nt
Organism: Pterocles gutturalis (yellow-throated sandgrouse)
Lineage: Eukaryota; Metazoa; Chordata; Aves; Pterocliformes; Pteroclidae
Product: inositol 1,4,5-trisphosphate receptor-interacting protein-like 1
Exons: 1
Coding region: 1-636 (211 amino acids)
Cellular component (GO): membrane
Source: RefSeq, a predicted model, not a curated record
AUGCCUCAGUCGUGUUCCUAUGACAUGAAGGUGCUGCCCUCCAGCCGCUCCUGCAAGCUGCAGCUGACAAAUGCCUCCGGGAGAACUGUCCUUGUUGAGAUAAUUUUUGGGGUGCAGCAAGGCGACUGGGACCUCUUCCUGAGCAGUGAGGGUAGAGACGACAUCUUCCUCAUCCCAAGCACCAUAUGGCCAGAGAGCUACGCUGUGGCGGAGGCAAAGUUCUUCAGUCACGUGGCCAGGCAGGCCCCGCGUAACAGCUUCCACCUACAAUGCCUGCAGGUCUGGGCCAGCAUCCUGGAGGGCACAGACUUCACCACCUAUACCUUGAAGACAGUUGUGAUGCACCUCCUGGCCACCACACCCCUGUCAGGCUGGCGCAGGAGGGAUUUCCUGCCGCGGCUGGAGGAUAUCAUGCAGUUCCUGCGCUGCUGCCUGGAGGACAAAUGCCUCAACCACUUCUUCUUUGGCAACGAGAAUGUGCCCGAGGAGAUAAUCUUGCCCCCACCCUUCAAAACGGCCAAGCCAUAUAACCUCUUCUACCACCUGCUGCACUAUCCGGCCGACCAUGCCCAGGCACUGCGUGACUACAUGGUGCUGCAAGAUCGACUCAUAACACUGCUGUACUACGGACACUGA